ACUAAUCGAUGCUCGACGAUGAUCGACUUAUCAUCGUCGCCGUCCAGUCGUAUGGUCGUAUCAGUCGUAUUUAAUCGUAUAUUUUGUACACAUUACAUGUUUCUUGUGAAUCCAAUUAUACUAAAAGUUAUUUUAGUGUCACUUACUGCGUUAUUAAAAAUUAAUACCUGAAUCGCUGUUGAAGAGUAGUGAAAUGAAGUGUUAUGACAUGGAAUUAAUUCAAUAAUCUCAACUAAUAUUGUUUUUCCACACUUAUACUUAAUCAGGAAUAUAACAUAAUAAUUUGGUGAUAAACUUCAACAAAGUUCCUGUCAACAUGAGGAGCAGCUCAGACGAAAAUGAUCAUGAAAGCUUUAACAAAAAGAGGAAGCAUUCUGAUUUAAAUGACAGUGAUUGUAAUAUUGAAUUUCACUCUUCAUCUUCUGAGCAUGAUUCAGCUGAUGAAGGGAGCAGUCAGAGUAAAACAAACGGUUUGAUGAUGGACAAUGAAUUGAAUUGUAAGGACACAAUGGGCGAAUCUACAAGAAUCAGAGAUGAAACUAUAUAUGAGCCAAGUAGCCAGUAUAAAAAGCUAAAAACUGGGAGGGAAGAUGGUAGUAAUGAUGGGAAAAUUCAUGAAGCAACGAACAAACAGGAGCCGACAAGUGACAACAAUAAGGUGCAGCGAAUGAUGCGAAAAAUGGGAUACGAAGAAGGUCAUGGUCUUGGAAAGAAUAAGCAAGGUCGUUUAGAACCGGUGCAAGCGUCUAAACAACACGGCCGUAGAGGUCUUGGGCAUCAUAUUCCAGGGCUUGAAGAUUCGAGUCUGAAAUGGGUUCCAGAGGAAGAGGAGAUAAAAGUUGUGGAAGACAUGACAUGGAUUAGAAAUACGAAUAAACAUGGUCUGACGCUAGAUGAGAUGCAACAUUGGUUACAGAGAGGACCAAAGAAAUUGACUAUAGAUGACGAGUUUAACUUCUGUUCUGAAGAUAUAGUUCGAAAUGUUGUUAGGGCGAAAACCGUAUUUGAUAAUUUGGAUGGCGUUGAAUUACGGCGCGCCAGGACACGGUGCAAUCCUUAUGAGACGAUUCGCGGCGCAUUUUUUCUGAACCGCGCUGCCGUCAAGAUGGCAAAUAUGGACAGGGCGUGUAACUUUAUGUUCACUAAACCCGCCGGGCGUGAAUCAACCAAGCAUCAUCCUGCCGGGCUUCAACCCGAAAACAAUGAAUUGUUAUACUUCGCGGAUGUGUGUGCUGGGCCAGGUGGUUUCAGCGAGUACGUUUUAUGGAGGAAAAAGUGGCGCGCGAAAGGAUUUGGCUUUACUUUGAAGAACGAAAACGACUUUAAAUUGGCAGACUUUUAUGCGGGCCCUUGUGAAACAUUUCACCCGUAUUAUGGACCGAAGGAUGAUGGUGAUGUUUAUGAUCCUAGUAAUCAAGAGGCUUUUAGAAAUCUUAUAAUGACACAUACUCGUGGCAAAGGAGUACAUUUCAUGAUGUCCGAUGGAGGAUUUUCAGUAGAAGGCCAAGAAAAUAUACAAGAAAUUCUUUCUAAACAAUUGUACCUCUGCCAAUGCUUAGUAGCACUGAUGAUCGUAAGGGAGAAAGGACAUUUCGUCACGAAAUUGUUCGAUGUUUUUACGCCGUUCAGUGCGGGUUUAGUUUAUUUAAUGUACCGCUGCUUCGAGGAGGUUUGCAUUUUCAAACCAAAUUCUUCUAGACCAGCGAAUUCGGAACGUUACCUAAUAUGCAAAUACAAACGGCCUGGCACGGAAGCUGUUGUACGACAUCUUGUACAAGUAAAUGAAAUACUUCUUAAAGGCGAUGCAAAUGAUGACGUUGUGCAGCUAGUGUCAAUGGAUGAGUUGGAAAGGGAGCAACAAUUCCUACAAUAUUUACGUGAGUCCAACGAGGUUUUAGGAAGGAAACAAGUAAUAGGAUUGUGUAAAAUCGCCGCUUUCUAUGAGGAUAGUACUCUUGUUGAAGUGAAACAGGCCGAAAUGCGCACGGAAUGUUUAAAAUAUUGGGACAUACCUGAUGAAAGCAGAACAGUGCCCAGGAAAAUGAAGCCUAAGGAGAAAUUGAAUCAACUUCUUAAAAGUACUACUUUCCUUUGUAGUACUGCGAAGAAAUUAACCAAGGAUAAUAUUGAGAGCACAAUAUUAACGCCAUAUGAUUGGUUUUGCAUGCCAUGUGGUACUGGCCCUACUUACGACGACAAGAACGCUACAUUUUAUAUGGGCUUGGGCCGAAGGAACGUCUAUCGAUACGUUAAAAAUAAUUGGGAACUGGUCGACGACAUAACUAUUGACUUACCACCGGAUACCCUUUUGUACGCUGAAGUUCUAUAUGAAAUGAAAAAAGAAUUUAAGCACAUGCAGAAAGUACUUGCAUUGCAUAUUUUAGAUGCGUAUUUCUUGGGAGGAGAAAAUAUUAGUCAAAAAUACUUGAGAGAAAGGCACGAACUUACAAAGCAGUUAUGUGAAGCGUUAUGGAAACCAAUGGGGAACAUUUGCACUCGAAUACGUGUAAAGGAAUUAUUCCGGAUGGAUUCGCACAUAUGUAGGAAGUUACAAGUAACGGAACGUAGAAUGAACAGUAGGAUUGCUUUGACACAUGAUAUUCCACAAACAUUUUUAGAUUGUGACAGUUCUGAGAAUGAUAAACUAUACUUUAUACCAAAUAGCGUAAUUUUUCUAAAAAGUACCGCAGGCACUUGGAACCGAUACUUAAGUACAAAGCAUCCUAUGUCAUAUGUUUUCAACUCGAAAACCGGGGAAACGAAAUGCGAUGAACAACGACCUACUGAAGCAGAGGCGGGUUUCGAAGAAUCGUUCGAUAAGCGUAUUAUUUGGUAUUGGCCUAACGACGAAUCGCUUACUGUUGAACUAUUUGCAAAAUUCAUUAAAAAAAAGUGUCGUGAAAUUAAUUUUACCUUACAGUACUGAACGAAUUGUAUAGUUCACCGAAGUGAAUUUCAUAGAAAUGAUUAAAAUUUUUAAAUACUAUUCACUUCUGAUCGUGUAUAAUUUUUUAGAGAUACAAAUAUAUGUGUAUACAAAUUGUAAAUAUAUAUAGUACAGUACAUGUGUAAAGAAACAAUAUAUUCAUAUACUGCACGGGAUUGUAAUAAAAUGAAUGUUAAUCAUUAACUAUUUGUAUGGGAUUGCGAUAGAAUGAAUAUUGUUAAUAAUGAAAACAUAUGUUUAAUCGAUACAAUUUGUCUUUUGUAAGAACAAUUAGGUAUUUAUUCGUAGCUACUGUUCCCAUGAUGGGACAAGUCUCCGUACCUAAAUCUACGAUCCAUUGUUUUCCAACUUGCACGUUCGGUUCAGGUCUUUUGUAAAGAAAUAUGUAUCUCGUAUGUUCAAGUAUAGCUACGUAUGAGCCAUCUAAAAUAAUGUAGCAGUUUAAAAGACUGUACCUGAGAUAAAGCUUACAUUUGUUCUUGAAUUAAAUACUCACCAGCUGGAGAAACACAGAA
Molecule: messenger RNA, 3462 nt
Organism: Ceratina calcarata
Lineage: Eukaryota; Metazoa; Arthropoda; Insecta; Hymenoptera; Apidae
Gene: Cmtr1
Product: Cap methyltransferase 1
Exons: 4
Coding region: 317-2926 (869 amino acids)
Biological process (GO): methylation; 7-methylguanosine mRNA capping
Cellular component (GO): nucleus; cytoplasm
Molecular function (GO): nucleic acid binding; methyltransferase cap1 activity
Source: RefSeq, a predicted model, not a curated record